This is a messenger RNA of Lytechinus variegatus (green sea urchin), 3767 nucleotides long. RefSeq lists its product as uncharacterized. The transcript is spliced from 33 exons. NCBI's taxonomy places the organism in Eukaryota, Metazoa, Echinodermata, Echinoidea, Temnopleuroida, Toxopneustidae. The coding region runs from base 1 to 2457 and encodes 818 amino acids. The record is from RefSeq and is a predicted model, not a curated record.
AUGAAAUAUACCGUCUUAUACAUUUUUCUCUUCCCUUUCGAUGACGAAGAUGCUACGACUGAUGCUAUUACAACGGAUGACAUUAUAACAACAGAUGUUAUUACAACUGAUGACAUUACAACCGCUGUGACGACAGAUGGACCCACGGAUGCAGAUGUAAUUACCACUACUGAUUCAAUAACCACUGAUGACCUAACAACUGCUCCAACAACUGAUACAACUACAUAUCAAACUCAGACUGUCAUUGUCACAAUUACUGAUGCAAGUACCACUACGACUGCUUCUACAUUGGCUGUGACAACAGAUACAACUACGGAUGCAGCCUUGACUACGGAUGCUACGACUGAUGCUAUUACAACGGAUGACAUUAUAACAACAGAUGUUAUUACAACUGAUGACAUUACAACCGCUGUGACGACAGAUGGACCCACGGAUGCAGAUGUAAUUACCACUACUGAUUCAAUAACCACUGAUGACCUAACAACUGCUCCAACAACUGAUACAACUACAUAUCAAACUCAGACUGUCAUUGUCACAAUUACUGAUGCAAGUACCACUACGGCUGCUUCUACAUUGGCUGUGACAACAGAUACAACUACGGAUGCAGCCUUGACUACGGAUGCUACGACUGAUGCUAUUACAACGGAUGACAUUAUAACAACAGAUGUUAUUACAACUGAUGACAUUACAACCGCUGUGACGACAGAUGGACCCACGGAUGCAGAUGUAAUUACCACUACUGAUUCAAUAACCACCGAUGACCUAACAACUGCUCCAACAACUGAUACAACUACAUAUCAAACUCAGACUGUCAUUGUCACAAUUACUGAUGCAAGUACCACUACGACUGCUUCUACAUUGGCUGUGACAACAGAUACAACUACGGAUGCAGCCUUGACUACGGAUGCUACGACUGAUGCUAUUACAACGGAUGACAUUAUAACAACAGAUGUUAUUACAACUGAUGACAUUACAACCGCUGCUACAACGGAUACAACGACGGAUCUUGCUCAGACUAGCAUUGCCGGCACAACAACUGAAGAUGCAACUACAUCAAAUAUCGUAACAACAGAUGCAGAUGCAACUGAUAUCAUUACCGUAAUCGUCACCAGUGCGAUUACCAUGGGUGCUUCUACACUGGCUGCAACAACCACGAGUGCCUCUACCACAGCUGAUCCCGAUGUAGUUGAAAGUUCGAGUGGCACAGACUUUUCAUUCGCUUUCCCGGCAAACGCUAUGCAAUCUUGUAACACAAACAACUCCCUCAUUUUUACGACGACAUCAUCAUCAACGGUGUCAGUGGAAGUGACUGGUUACAUGUUCCAUUCUACAUUUACGAUGGACGCUUCUGAAGAACAUGUUCUCAGUAUCGAAGAGAUACCACUCUCGCGCGGCCAAGGGGUUCAAGAUAGUACGGUGACUAUUGUAGCAAGUGAUAAAAUAGCUGUGCAUGGUAGGUCUGUGGAUGGGAUAAGUAUUGAGGAGUUUACAGCAAUUUCAAACACCGGUCUGGGCACUGAAUAUGUUAUAGCUAGUUACCCUCCUCUGGCAACAUGCGACUAUCACUCUGAAUUCACACUGACCACCGGUGAUGCUGGUACAACCCACGCUACUAUCCACUUCUCUCAGGAUGUGGAGUACGAAGAAGAUGUGUACAACAGCAACAAUCCACUAGAGCUAGAUUUGACAAGCCAUCAAACCGUCCAGUUCCAGAGUUUGGCGGAUUUGACGGGAUCCUUCGUAUCCACUACUCAACCUGUGUCAGUCGUGUCUGGUGAUAGCUGCGCAAGGAUUCCGGUAGAUGUAGAAUUCUGCAAUUACCUUGUGGAACAACUGCCACCCGUUGAGCGGUGGGGAAAGACUGUGGUUUUCUCGAGCUUUAGAGGUCGAACAAGUGGAACUAUUAUCCGCAUCAUUGUUACUCGCAGUGGUGCCAACGUGCAGGUCCGAUCUGGAUUCCUUUCCACACGAUCCUUUUCUCCACCCAGCUCUGGCUUCUUGGACUUGGACAUCGGUUUAAACACUGACCCAAUCGCUAUUCAUGCCGACAAUCCGAUACUGGUCUUGAUGUAUCAGAAAAGCGUUUACACAGACGAUGCCGGCGAUUCAUCCAUGACAAUCGUGCCAGCUGUAGAACAGUGGACAUCCGGAGAAGUCUCCUUCUUUGUGGUUGAUCAGCAUAGUGACGAGGCUCAUGAUUACAUCAGUGUAACCAUUGAAACCGACAAUGAUCAAGGUCUCAAGAUUGACAGCAUCAGCUUGGGAGCUGUCCCUUCAAGUAGUGUUGAAGUCCUAAAACAUGCCGGCUACACAAUCUUCAGGGUGGAAAUCGAUCCUGGUUAUCAUACACUCCGCCACGAAAACGAGGAUGUCAAGUUCAGCGUGAUCGUUUACGGGGAUAAAGUGUACAACAGUUAUGCCUACCCCGCCCGAUUCGACCUUCCUGUGACUUCUUAAUUUGUUGCUCCAACAACCUCAAACAAAAUUACGAUACGAAAAUUAUUUUCGUAUUGGUAAAAAUAUAAUUAUGCUUAUUAUCAAGAUCAUUUCUCACUUUUGUAUCAAUUAUCUAACCAAUCAAAAUAAUAUUUUGUUGAACUUGCUUGGGAUAUCCCAUAAUUAUAUUGAACAUACACAAAUAUAUAUCACAAAAUGAAAUAACAGACUAGUUUGAUUUCGCCUUUUAUCAUGUUUAUAAGUAAUGGGUUUCGUCUGUGACCAGAGAAUGCCGAGAUGUCGGGGAAUGGCCCACCUAAAUUUUUUUUUUUUACCCAUUCCAGUAUAGCUUGAGCGCGGAAGAUAUUGAUAUUUGAAACUUGAUUUUCAGUGUCAUAUCGAAAAUUUCAUUAAUUCUUUAUCACUGUAUAGGAGCAACAUGCAGAUAAAACCUACAGAUAAUAAAUGAUUACAUAGAAAACAACAAAGCUGCAAAAAUCCUGGGGCGAUCGAUACUUUGCACAGGCCGGACCAGGCCUGUUGAAUCCACUACCAUAGGGACUGAAAGACUAAAAUUCUGCAACAUCCUUUAAAGGCAACUUAAAAUUGCAUUUUUACACCAGCAGGUAUCAGGUUAGAAGAAAUACAUUUUUGUCUCGCCUGCGUAGCAGAGCGAGACUAUAGGCGCCGCUUUUCCGCGGCGUCGUCAACAUUUAAAUCUUAAAUGUGAUUAUUCUUGAGUCAUUUGAACGAUUUAUUAGAUGAUCAUGGACAUAUUUUGAGAAGAGAAAAACAGAAAAAGAUAUUCAUUGUAUCCAUUAAUAUGCACUUUGUCAAAUUAUCAAAUGCAAAUAUAAUGUGCCCUGCAUAUGCUUUAACCAAAAAAAAAGGUUAUCAACAACAAAAAUGAGGGGAAUCGUCCCCAACCUUAAAUUUAGGGGUUGGGACACGUCCCCCGCUUCCGCCGCCUAUGUUGCAGACAUAAUACAUCGAGUCAUGUUAAAAGAAAAGAAUGAUCAUUUAAUUAUUCUUUCUCGUAUGUUGCAUGCUAAUGGUGUAUCAUUAGAUGAUUAUGCAGUAUAUGUUCCGGUGUAUACAACGAAUACAACAGUUCGUUAUUUUCAGUACAUGCUUCUCAAUGUGAUACUUUAUAAUCAUGAAUCUGGUUAAAAAAAUUAAAAUAAUUCUAGUUGCUCAUUUUGUGGAAAAGAAGUUGAGGAUAUCGUGUAUUUCUUUUAAAAAUGUAACGUGACCAGAUUGUUUUGGAAUCGUCUACUGGCAUAAUAUAGUGAAUAGCUGUAGAAUUAAGGUCUCCUUAGUUCAUGUUUUGU